Molecule: messenger RNA, 1581 nt
Organism: Tigriopus californicus
Lineage: Eukaryota; Metazoa; Arthropoda; Copepoda; Harpacticoida; Harpacticidae
Gene: rdgBbeta
Product: cytoplasmic phosphatidylinositol transfer protein 1-like
Exons: 5
Biological process (GO): phospholipid transport
Cellular component (GO): cytoplasm
Molecular function (GO): phosphatidylinositol binding; phosphatidylinositol transfer activity
Source: RefSeq, a predicted model, not a curated record
UUAAGCUGUAUAGCCCAAAUCCUGUAAUCCGUCCUAAAGGAAUAUCGAUGUCACAUCCAGAUUUUUUACAGCCUGAAAAUGUGUCUCAUCCACGCACGGACAACGGAAUGUAGGACGAAAAUCUCGCUCAACUUCUUCAGGUCCGUCCAGCCGUGGCCCUCACCUUAAAGCCAGACAGAAGCCAGCUAGUCCAAGGAUCCACGGAGAAAGUGAGAAAGAAUGAACUCCCCCUGGAUGGAUCCGUUCGCUUGUUGUGGUGGAUAUCGAUGACUCGGACACUGAACUGGACGCCGUCACGCACCAAAUCGACACGAUUAACCCCGAUUCCCCGAAUCAAUCGAUUUCGCAUCCCGACUCGGCCACUGGGCUCUGGGAUCAUGUUGAUUCGCGAAUAUCGCGUCUGCAUGCCUCUGUCGGUGGAUGAGUAUCAAAUUGGCCAACUCUACAUGAUUGCCAAGCACUCGGCAGAGCAAUCCAAAGACGGAGACGGUGUGGAAGUGGUCGAGAACCACCCUCACGAAGACCCCGUCCACGGCCUGGGCCAAUUCACCGAGAAACGUAUUCAUCUGUCUAACAAACUCCCGACUUGGAUCAAGAGCUUUGUGCCCAAACUAUUUUAUGUGACCGAGAAGGCGUGGAAUUAUUAUCCGUUCACCAUCACUGAAUAUACGUGUUCCUUUGUUCCUCGAUUCUCCAUUUCAAUACAAACGCGAUAUGAGAAUAACCCAGGCACUAGCGAAAAUUGUCUCAGACUGUCAGAUGAGUGGCUCAAUGUACUGGAAGUCGACCAUAUCGAUAUCUUAUCCGACGAAGUUGCUCCCCAUCACUACAAGGAAACCGAAGACUUAGGGAAAUUCCAUUCCCGCAAAACCGGCCGAGGUCCGUUAGUCUAGAAUUGGAAGGAGACCUCGAAUCCCAUCAUGUGCUCAUACAAAGCAGUGGAAGUGAGAUUGGAUGUGUGGGGCAUCCAGGGCCGUGUGGAAGAUUUCAUUCAAAAAUCCAUCCGAGAGAUCCUGUUGGUGGGUCAUCGUCAGGCUGUGGCCUGGCUGGAUGAUUGGUAUGGUAUGACCAUUGAAGAUGUCAGAGAAUAUGAACUGAAAAUGCAAUCCGAAACGAAUGCUCGGAUGCAAGAGGAUCUGAAGGAAGAGCAAGACGAGCUCGAUUCCUCCGAACCUUCCUCGGGCAGUGUCACGCCCGGUACUCCAGCCCCCAAGAAAGGAUGGUUUCCCUGGUCUUGAUGCACUCAUGUACCUCGCUCACACUUGAAGUCACAAUCAACGAUCAACCAACCUUGUACAUCUGCGUACUUGAUCUCGUGACCAGCCAGCCAUUGCGAGAAUCUCUCCCUCUCUUCGUUGUCUGUUGAUUUUAUGGCCAAAGUUCAUUCCCCGUGAUCCUAAGUAUCAAUUUCACAAUUCUUAAGAGUAACUCAAUGACCAACCGUUUCUUAUCGUCAUUGCCCACAAUUAUUCGUUCACUUUGGAAUAAAAUAUAUGCCAAAUAGCUCUAAAGACGAGCCCAGGCCUUCUCCAAUGGCUUCCAAGUGAGAUAUCCGGCCCAUUUGGCAUAGAACACGAUGUA